AUGGACAGCCCACAAGUAGUCGCAAAAUCGCUCCUUGGUAUUUUUGAAAAGUACGGACAGGGUGACUAUAUUGGAGAGUCAAUCAGUCAGCUUGAGCACUCGCUGCAAGCCGCCCACCAAGCUAAACAAGCUGGAGCCCAUCAGGAACUCAUUCUUGCAGCGCUUCUCCACGAUAUUGGCCAAAUUAUCCCGCUUGAAAAAACAAAAGAGGUUCGCAUGACACUCAGUCAAGGAGAUGCCGGAAACGUGGGCCGUAUUGGCCAUGAGACAAUCGGUGCGCAGUACCUACACUCGCUUGGAUUCAGUGAAACCGUGUGUCGCCUUGUAAACAGCCAUGUGGCGGCUAAGAGAUAUCUCACGGCCGUCAAUCAAUCGUACUACGAGUCAUUAUCGAGCGCUUCGCAAAAAUCUCUAGCAUUCCAGGGAGGGCCAUUUCGCGGGGAAGAACUAAAAGCAUUCGAACAAGAUAAGCUGAAGGAUGAAAUGGUAUCCUUGAGACUGUGGGACGAUGCGGCUAAAAUUGUUGGUAUUGAAAAUGAGACCCCUCGCGCUCAUGAUUAUCUGGAUUUGAUGGUGGCACAUUUGUCAAGGAACGCUUCGGGAAACUGA
Talaromyces amestolkiae is the source of this 609-nucleotide messenger RNA. RefSeq lists its product as uncharacterized. The transcript has 3 exons. NCBI's taxonomy places the organism in Eukaryota, Fungi, Ascomycota, Eurotiomycetes, Eurotiales, Trichocomaceae. The record is from RefSeq and is a predicted model, not a curated record. The coding region runs from base 1 to 609 and encodes 202 amino acids.